Messenger RNA from Ambispora leptoticha, 2214 nucleotides. NCBI's taxonomy places the organism in Eukaryota, Fungi, Glomeromycota, Glomeromycetes, Archaeosporales, Ambisporaceae. The record is from the annotation of a GenBank genome assembly.
AUGCUUCUAUUCGAUUCUGGAAAAAAGAAAACUCAACAGACGCAGCAAGGUCGGUACGCGGAAUUUCAAGCGAUUGUACUGGCUGGAUUUGGAAAUUACUUGUAUCCGCUUACAGAAGACAAUAAUUUGCCGAAAGCGUUAUUACCGAUAGCAAAUAAACCAAUGAUAUAUUAUGUGCUUGAUUGGUUGGAACGGGCUGGGAUAUUUGAUGUAAUGAUAAUCGCACAACAAAGUGGUGAACAAAAAAUUUCCUCCUACAUAAAAAACAUCUACGAGGGUAAACUUAAGCCAUCGCUGGAAGUUGUUCGUGAUGAACAUGGUGGAACUGCUGAUGUUUUACGUUCCGUGAAAGAUAAGAUCAGGAGUGAUUUCAUUGUAGUAAGUUGCGACUUGAUUCUCGAUCUUGUACCGCAUGAGUUUCUAGACUAUCAUCGUCGAGAAGACCCGGCUUUUACUGCGUUCUUUUACGAACCAAGUAAAUCUGAGAGUGGUAAUGUGACUGGUACGAGUAGCUCUAAAGACGAUAGUUCAAAAUUGUUCAUUGGCGUGGAACCCACCCGUUCCCGAUUCGUCUAUAUAAAAUCACGUGAUGAUUUGGACCAGGAACUUACUUUGCGAAUGUCACUUUUAUGGAAAUUUCCACGAGUAAACAUCCACACAACGUUACAAGAUGCGCAUCUAUACAUCUUCAAACGAUGGGUAAUUGAUUUAAUUGCGCAACGAAAAUCAAUCAGUAGUGUGAAAGAACAUCUUGUGCCGUUAUUGCUAAAGUGCCAGUACCAGAAAAAAUUAUUGGAAAUGGAAGGAAUAAAUAAGCGCAAAACGCAGGAGAACUUUCAAAAGAGGGCGCUUGAAUACUCGACAACCUGGGAAAAAGAAGAUGAUGACGAGUAUCCAGUACGAUGCCAUAUAUAUAUAUUUAAGAAUGGGUUCUGUGGGCGUGGUAACACGGUACCUUCUUAUUGUGAAUUGAAUCGUCAUAUGGCAAAAAUGAGCACCGGGAAUCGUGUUUCGCUAACUGCAGAAAUACCACAGAAAGCACAGGUUGGAAACGACUCGAUGAUAGGUGAACACACAAAAAUUGACGAACGAACAUCGAUAAAGCGAUCAACGGUUGGUGCGCAUUGCGUUAUCGGCAAAAAUGUCAAGAUCAAUAAUUCAAUCUUGAUGGAUCAUGUUAUUGUUCAGGAUUUUGUGAAAUUGGAUGGAUGCGUCGUCUGCAAUAAUGCGAAAAUUGAAGAGAAAGUACAAUUGAAGGAUUGUGAGGUUGGUGGUGGGUUUGUGGUCGAGUCAGGAUUGCAAGCAAAGAACGAGCAAUUAUAUCGCUGGAAAGAUGGUUACGCGUUAGCUCUCGGUUUAGGUUCUCUAUUUAACCAUUCACGAAAUAAUAAUGUAGGAUACGUGAGAGAUUUCGAGGCGAACGUGAUCAGAUAUUAUACAUUAUGCGAUAUCGAGUCGGGAAAAGAAUUGUGUAUCAAUUAUGAUGAAGUGGAGGAGAUCGAUAAAUUGUUUCUUGAAGGGUUUCAAUUGGAAGAGGAAGGGGAAUUCUGGUCAGAAAAACCCGCAAAUAUUGAUGGGAUGCUAGGUGGAUUCGGCUCCAUAUCAAACCUAGACAUCAAAACUUCCGAACUCUUCCUUUCAGAGUAUACGCGUGGCAAACGCGGCACCCGGAAUAUGCUGAGAGUUCCACCACGCAUCGUGACAAAAUACGCGUGUGACUGUGGCGCCGGGAUUGGUCGCAUCACGAAAAAUCUGCUCACCAAAAUGUUCGAUCGUGUUGACUUGGUCGAACAAACCCCAAAAUUCAUACAACACGCUCAGAACGAGCAUCUACGGCAGGAGGUGGCCGCGGGUAAAAUUGGCGAGUUUUAUUGUGUUGGUUUGCAAGAGUUUUCGCCUGAUCCGGGGAGAUACGAUUUGAUUUGGUGUCAAUGGGUGCUUGAACAUUUGACUGAUGAUGAUUUGGUGGCGUUUUUUGUGAGGUCUAAGAAGGGGUUGCGUCCUGAUUCUGGGAUUAUUUGUGUUAAAGAGAAUGUUAACGUGCUUGGAUAUACAUUUGAUGAGGAGGUUUGUAGUGUGGUUAGAUCCGAUCAAAUAUUCAAAGAUAUAUUUCAUAAAGCAGGAUUAAAGGUUCUCAAAGAAUCGACACAACAUGGGUUCCCGAAAGAUUUAUUUCCUGUCAAGAUAUAUGCUUUGGCGCCAGAAUCUUAUUAA